This is a messenger RNA of Cydia strobilella, 4600 nucleotides long. It is a transcript of the gene Parp1, whose product is annotated as poly [ADP-ribose] polymerase. The transcript has 20 exons. Gene Ontology annotation, molecular function: NAD binding; NAD+ poly-ADP-ribosyltransferase activity; zinc ion binding. Lineage: Eukaryota; Metazoa; Arthropoda; Insecta; Lepidoptera; Tortricidae. Gene Ontology annotation, biological process: double-strand break repair; protein poly-ADP-ribosylation. The record is from RefSeq and is a predicted model, not a curated record. Gene Ontology annotation, cellular component: nucleus; nucleolus. Bases 152 to 3178 code for a protein of 1008 amino acids.
CGCACUGCCGGCCGGCGCGCCUUCUGUUCUUGCACUAAUGGUAUUUUGAGUUGUCAAAGUUCGUUAUAUUUUCCUCGUCGUGUUCGUCGUGUUUCUCCAUCUAUUAUUCAACUCUUGGAUAGAAGUUUAUUUUUAUUUUUAUUGUUGUAAAAUGGCUGAAUUACCUUAUCAAGCGGAGUAUGCUAAAUCGGGGCGGGCCGGUUGCAAAGGGUGUAAACAAAAGAUUGACCAAGGAGCGUUAAGAAUCGCGGUAAUGGUGCAGUCCGCGUUUCAUGAUGGAAAACAACCUAACUGGCACCAUGAAGAGUGUUUCUUCCGAAAGCAACGGCCGAAGAUCACGAGCGACAUUGGGAACUUUAAUAAACUGCGACAUGGAGAUCAGAAGAGGAUUAAGGAAGCAAUUGAAAACCUAACUGGCAUAGUGAUGCCAGUAGAAAAAGGCAAAGGGAAGGGCAAGGGUAAGAAGAGAGCCAACGCGGACGCUUCUGCCGCUGCGAGUCUUGCGGCCCUCAAGGAUUUCUUCAUAGAGUACUCUAAAUCCAGCAGAGCUACCUGCAAACACUGUGAUAUUAAGAUUUGUAAGGAUGAAGUCCGUAUUUCGAAAACUGUGUAUGACACUGAAAUCGGUCAAAAGUAUGGCGGGCAGCCACUAUGGCACCAUGUCAAGUGUUUCGCUGAGGCCCGCGGCGAGCUUCUCUACAUGGCUGGCGGGGAGGACCUGCCAGGCUUCAAGACCUUGAAGAAUGAUGACCAGAAAAUGGUUAAGGAAGCAAUUAAACCACUGAAAGGCGAAGAAGUUCCGAUAAAGAAACUAAAAGCAGAGCCAAAGGACGAGAAAGAGUUAAAGGAAGAAAAGGCACUAGAGAAGAAACUUGAAGCCCAAAACAAGCUGUUCUUCAAGUACAGGGAUGCCCUGCAGGAUUACAGCAAGAAAGAUAUCCAGGAUAUUCUGGAAGCGAAUAACCAGAAGGUUGUGCCCGGCAAUGACGAGUGCCGUGACAUGCUGGCGGAUAUUAUGGCGUUCGGGGCGCUCGAACCUUGUCCCGAGUGCAAGGACCAGCUUGUGCUUGAUACCUUCGGUUACAAGUGUACAGGUAACGUAAGCGAAUGGACAAAAUGCAGCUACGUGACCAAAGAGCCGGAACGCAAACCCAUGAAGAUACCCGCCGCGUUCAAGGACGGUAGUGCCUUCAAAAGGUUGAAGCCCAAGAAGGGCGUGCGGCUCUUCGAGAACGCGCCGCCGCCGCAGAUCAUUGUCAAGAAAGAAGAGCCUCAAGACGUAAUCAAGAAAAACAUUCCAAUCCCCCCACUGAAGAACCUCCAGUUCUUCAUGUACGGCAGGCUGAAGACCGACAAGGAGAAGCUGAAACACCGCAUCCUCAAGCUGGGCGGGCUGGUCACCAGCAAGAUCACUGAUACACUCGCUGCUGUAGUGUCUACUAAGGAUCAGCUUGACACCUAUGGAAAGAUUAACAACAAGAUGGAUGACGUAAAGAGGGCUGAUAUCGAGGUAGUGGAACCAAGCUUUUUCGAUCUGAUUGACCCAGAGACGGGAUCCAUAGCCAAGACUCUAGAGCUGAUCAAGGAACACAACAUUGCUGAUUGGGGAUCUGAUCCAGCAAAGCGAGUGCCACAAGAUGUAAUUGAUGGAAAGUCUAUUUACAAGUCUGGUAGUAUGUACAAGUCCACGAAAUCUGCACCCACCAAACUAAAACUCAAAGGUGGCACAGCUGUAGACCCCGCCAGUGGUCUAGAAGACGUGGCCCACGUAUACUGCGACGAUAUGAUGGGCACUAAAUACACAGUAGUCCUGGGCAAGACAGACGUCGUGGCUCAGAAGAACUCCUACUACAAGAUGCAGGUGCUUGAAGCGGAUGACGGAGAGAAGUACUGGUUCUUCCGCGCCUGGGGCCGCAUCGGAACCACCAUCGGCAGCAACAAGCUGGAGGACUGCCGCUCCGUGGACGAGGCCGUUAUGAAGUUUGAGGAGCUCUACGAAGAGAAAGCUCAGGACUUCUUUGAUCCGCACAGGAAACAUAUUAGGAAGGUCCCAGGUGCAUACUAUCCAGUGGAGGUGGACUACGAGGAGGAGGAGUCGAAAGCGGCGCCGCUCCACACGGACUCGGCGUGCAAGCUGCCGAUGCCGGUCCAGAAACUGAUCACGCACAUCUUCGACAUUGCUGUCAUGAAGAAGACAUUGCUUGAGUUCGAGCUGGACACAGAGAAGAUGCCAUUGGGAAAACUGUCAAAGAAGCAAGUUAAGGCUGGAUACAAGGUGUUGUCCGAGCUGCUCGACCUGCUGAACAAGGGCCAGGCCAGCCAGAACAAAAUCAUUGAUGCUACCAAUAGGUUCUUCACGCUUGUGCCGCACAAUUUCGGCGUGAACAACCCUCCGCUGCUGGACAACGUCGAGAUUAUCAAGGCCAAGACGGAGAUGCUGGACAACCUGCUGGAGAUCGAGAUCGCCUACAGUAUGCUUAAAUCAGACGCCAACGAGACCAUAAGCCCCAUAGAGUCCCACUACCUGAAGCUGAAGGCCGAGAUCGUGCCCGUGGACAAGGGCUCGCCGGAGUACCAGAUGAUCGCCACGUACACCGCCAACACACACGCCGCCACACACUCCAACUACACGCUCGAGAUACAGGAGGUAUUCAAAGUGGUGCGUGACGGCGAAGAGAAGCGUUACAAGCCGUUCAGGAAACUGCACAACCGCCGUCUGCUGUGGCACGGCUCGCGCGUCACCAACUUCGCGGGCAUCCUGUCGCAGGGUCUACGUAUCGCGCCGCCGGAGGCCCCGGUGACGGGCUACAUGUUCGGCAAGGGUAUUUACUUCGCCGACAUGGUGUCCAAGUCGGCCAACUACUGCUGCACCAGCAAGAGCAGCCCCCAGGGCGUCUUGCUGCUCGCUGAGGUCGCUCUGGGCAACAUGCGCGAGUGCACGGCGGCGACGUACAUCGAGAAGCUGCCGGCCGGCGCGCACAGCGCGUGGGGGCAGGGCCGCACGCAGCCCGACCCCGCGCACCACGCCACCCUGCCCUGCGGGACCCUCGUGCCGCUCGGCAAGCCCGUCACCAGGAACAUCAACACUUCGCUGCUCUACAACGAAUUCAUCGUAUACGACGUGGCGCAGGUCAACGUCAAGUACCUGCUGCAGAUGAAAUUCAACUACAAGUAUUAAGGCGUCUAUUGUGUAAUCAAUGGCUACGUCAUACACCCACCCGUGUCAUCACAUCACUACAACGUAUUGAAGCAUCUGCUUGUUGUUUACUCUGUAACUACAUUACAGUAGUGAAUAGUCCUUUCCCAUUGUAUUUUCGCGGGAAAGUACGAACGUAUCAUGCUAUUUCAGUCAUUAUUAUUCACACCGACGGGACUUAAUCGCGUAAAAUAAGUUUUAAAUUUACCUCUUGACGUUUCGAGGAUGGCGUUGUCCCCGUGGUCUCAAAGAAGACUGGCUAAAGUUGACAUCAAUAUCUUCAGGGCGCGCGAGUUUUUCGAACUACCCGAAAAUAGUUUUGUUUUUUAACUUGAACGUUUUUCGCACUAGGGAUGUCACCGGAUCGACACAUAACACACACGAUAUUCGAUUUUUCAACUUGGGAUAUUUGUUUCCGCUUACAUAACUAAUUACUGGGUUCCAUUUGGUUGAGAUCUUAAAACUGAUUUCAAUGGCUUCAAUGGCUCGAAAAUUAAAAACUUAUAGUUUGUCAAGGGACUGUCUCAUUUCAAACAUAGACAGAGAGAAUCAUACUAUCUUUGUCUUACACUAGUACUAGCACCCAAAAGAAAAGGAUGAGUAUAGUUUUCUUUGUUCCUAUUUACUGACAAGAUUUGCUUGACCAACUAUAUUUUACGCGAUUAAGUCCCGUCGUUGUGAAUAAUAAUGAGUAAAAAUCGUGAAGGUUUAAAUCACUAAUUAAGUCAGUCUCAGUACAAGAAGUAUUGAGGCUGACUGCAGGUUGACACACGAACGUUUCUGAGAAAAUACGAUGGGAAAGGAGUCUAAACUACCUUCUAUUGUUUAUGUACGGAACUAUCUACUUUUUAUACUGCAUACGUGAACUUAUAGUACAAAAUACUGUUAGCAAGAAAAUAACUGUGAAUGGCAUUUAUAUAACUUUUUUUCAUACUCAACUACACGUAUAUCUACUCCACUGGUCUACCUCUUUAAAUAUACAAAAAUAGUGAUAUACUGUGUGUUUUAAGAAUAUAAUACGAUAUGAAUGUUUUAUUAAUUGUUAAAUCUGAGAAUUGUGAUAGUAUUACGAGAAAUGAAUGCUCCAUUAAUUUUUGUCUACGCCAAUCGAAGCUGGUUAUUUGUUAUGCUUUAUUUUAAUCGUUCUUAUGGCAGCGGGUUCCAUAACCAUAAUUUUCACCGGGCCCUUUUAUGUUACAUUUUGUCGUUAUGUUAUAAAAAUAAAUCGUUAUAUUAUCGUGAUAAAAACGAGUGUCUUUUUCUUAAUGUAGAAAAAGCUGGUUAUUAAAAAAAUAUGUAUUACGAUUACGAGUGAUCUGUAUUGUUACAAUAAAUAGGCGUAAGAAUUUUAAUUUGCCUUCAUUCCAUGUAAUGAUUGAAUGAUUAAUAAAUAUUUUUCUGUAA